UCAGCAGGAAGUGACGCUCUCGCUUCCUGCUUGCGUCUCUUCACCUUGUAGUUCUGCAGACUGGCCGCCGGGUGUCAGUGUGUGACCGCUCUGCACGGGCUGCUGCUGCACAGGCAGCGGGUCCCCUUCCACGGAGGCCGCCAUGUUGCACCGCCAUGUUUCUACAGGAGCCCAGAACGGACAAACCCAACACCGGCUCUAGAGAGAGUCUUUAUUGAGUUUCGCUUCACCGUAGUUUCUCCUGCACGCUGGGAAGGGGAGGGCGAGGCGAGCGGUGCUCACAUGGUUACAAACUGCUGUUAGAUGCCACUAAAUCCUCCACACUGGACCUUUAAGUCCGUUGCCUCGGUGCAUGCUGGGAAGCUUUCCACACACCUGCUCCUGGGACGCUAAAGGAUGUUUUAUUUUUUUAACGCCAAACCUCCGUGAUGUUUUUCAUCUUUCUCGUUUGCUGCUUUUGUCCACAACGUUAAGACUUGUAGGACUUUCAGAGGGAAGUGUUGCCCAUAUUUGGCGCCCCGGGGGCGUGUCUGUAUGUAAAUGAGCCUGGACGAGCACGCAGACGUGGAACACCAGCAGUCAUGUUGGUGCUGACAUUUCUGCUGCGAUAAAUAAAGAGUGGAGGUUGUUGCAGCAGCAGACUAAAGCUCAUGAUGACGAACUUAACGCUGCUUAGAGGUGAAAUAAAAGGGGAAAGCUGGAUGUGGAUGUGUGACGAGAAGCACGUAGCUACACCUCCUCCUGCUCCUCCUCCUCCUCCUCCUCCUGCUCCUCGCUUUUUUAUGAAUGAGAUUCAAACACACACGCACACACACAGAAUGAUGUCAGCAACAAGCCCAUCCCCCACUGAUGCGGGAAAAACCUCACGAUCAGGAAGAGAGAGAGGCGUCCUCACGUUUCCCAUAAGUCUCUCUCCCUCUCCCUCUCUCUCUCCCACCCAUCUGGGGAGUCGGGCGAGCAAACAUCACCUCCCCUCCUCCCCCAUCUCUCCAUCCUCCCUCCUCUCUCCUUCAUGAGCCAGAGGAUGAGUAAUCCAACGAGGGAGGGCAAGAGAGGUGGAGAGCUAAUGGGAGAGAGAGAGAGAAGGGGGAGGGAGGGAGAGAGGGAGGGUAUCAACGCAGCAUCAUCAUCAUCAUCAUCAUCGUCUGUGAACGUGCAGAACGAGAGGAUGAAAAUUCAAAACCUUUCAGCUCCUCUUCCACUGCUGAGCGCAGUCACACCGGAGCGGGCUAAUUCCUGGACUGUCAAACGCUGAAAACAGAAGAAGAAGUAAAAAUGAGGUGAAUGAAUAUUUCUGCGAUGCACAACACGCUUUGGGAUUAUAGUUCCACAAUAACUGGAACUGGCUAAUCACUGGAGUGAAGAGAGAUAAAGAAGAAAACCCAAAGGAAGAGGGAAGAACAUCUAUUUUCUGGAAUGUUCACUUGCAUGUGGAGCGUAACCAACUAAUCUCUGGAAGAGCUGGACAAGAGGGAGGCAUCGUGGCUUGUUUCACUGGAUGAUGCCUGACUAAUUCAUGUCUCAUCUUUUGGAUUGCGGGGACGGACUACUUCCUAAACAGCAAGCCAGCUCUUUAAAUAUCCGUCCUAACGAACCGGCUACUUAGAAAAAUCUGUGCCACUCCUCCACAUGUGCUGUUUCAGAGGCUGGGAUCUGGCUAAUAUCUGGAACCUUUGAUCCAUACCAGCACCUCACUGUCCUACACGUCCCAGUAACUGGACUAUCUUCUGUAUUACAAGUCUGCAUACAGCCUCCUCCUGGGACCAGGUUAAUCUUUGGAUCAGCGUGUCUGGCAUGUUCUGCUUCUGCCUGCAGAGUUCCCUGCUGAAGCUUCAGGCGCUGGAGGUGGAGGGGGGCCCCUCGCUGGGUCCGUCCCCAGAGGAGAGCCCCCCUGCCCUGGGCAGCAAGGAGCAGAAGAGCCCCUGCGGCCUGGUCGAGCUCGGAGGGAAGGAGGGGAAGACGGUGGCUCUCUGCCACAGCAUCCCCGCUGACGAAAACAGCCCGCCAGAGCUGCUGACAGUCCUGACCAGACCGUCACAGUCUCCCAGACAUCAGCUGUUAACCACCAUCCACCCUGGUCAGCAGCCCCUGACCCCCGAUGGAGCGCUGCCCCCCAGCCCUCACCACUCCCCCUACUCCCCACCGAGGAGCAGCCCCGGAGGUGAGGCGGGAGGAGGGGGAGGAGAAGGAGAAGGUGGAGCUCUCCUCCAGCUGCUGGCGGGCGGCCCCAGCCCUCUGCCCUCCCCCCGCUGCUCCAGCCUUAGCCACAGCCUGAGGUUCAACUCCGACCCCGACACUGCACCGUCACCGCCCUGCAGCCAGCAGUACAUAGUGUGUCGGGGUCGGGACAGGCCGGAGGGAUCGGAGGACGAGUGUCCCUCCUCCAUCCCGUUCCUCAGCAGACAGAUUCAGACCCUGAAGAAGAGGGUUCGCAGGUUUGAGGAUCAGUUUGAGCAGGAGAUGAACUACAAGCCGUCCCACAACGAUAAAUACUCAAACCCAGAGAUGAUCCGAGUGAUGAAUGAACUGGCGAAGGCUCGCAAACAGCUCAAAGAGUUGAGACUCAGACAGUCGGUGUUUGAGUCGAAGGAGCAGGACGGUCCAGAAAACAUCUGCAGGUACGGCUCCGGCCAGCAGGGGGCGUCGGAGCACAAACCCACACUGGAGGAAACCGUGGAGUCUCUGUUCAGACGCCUGAGAGAGAAGAGACAAGCCCUGGGCCUGCCAGACAACAUGAAGGAGAUGACUCAGGCUCAGAUGGUGUUGGAGAAGAUCACUCUGCAGAAAUGUCUGCUCUACUUUGAGAGUCUGCAUGGCCGACCGGGAACAAAACAGGAGAAGAACCUGGUGAAGCCUCUGUACGACAGAUACCAGAUGAUCAAACGUUUACUGUGUGCCAGCCCGACUAUCACUACCAUAGAGGAGGAGGAUGGUUCUGAUGAAGACUCGAUGAGCUCAGUGACAGUCAAUGAACUUCCUGUCCCGCCUCCUCGCAGAGCGACCCGACCAGCAUUCUGCGAGGAGGACAGCGACCGGGACAGCGACCCCGCCUUCGUGUCCCCGUUAGACGAGGUGAAAGCCGUCCAUCAACAAGCUGCCCUCACCACAGCCAACCUGCACGCAGCCUCCAGGUCUCAGCUGCUGGAGAGUCUGCGGGAGACGAGGGCAGAGAAGAAGACGAGGCGUAAAGCUCUGAGAGAGUUUGAGGACGAGUUUUACCGUCAGACUGGAAGAAUCUGCCAAAAAGAGGAUCGUACUCUGAUGAAGGAGGAAUACCAAGAAUACAAGCAGCUCAAGGCUAAACUCCGUCUGCUGGAGGUCCUCCUCAGCAAACAGGAAGUCACCAAAACCAUGUGAGAGGAAGUGGAAGCUCCCAGAAACUCCUUCUACCGCCAAACUAUUCAUGUGAUUAUCUGAGAGGAGAAAAGAUCUUUUAUAUGUUCCUGUUCAGAGGAGAGGAAGUGGUGGGUGGAAUGUGUUUCAGCUGAGGUUACGCUCUGGAUUAUUUGUCGAGAUGCACCAAUAGAUGUUUGUUCCUUUCCGUUAUUUAUAUAGUUCAGCUAAUUUAGCUGCAUAUCUCUAGAGUUUAUAACGUCAGUCAGACGGUCGUAGCCUGAAAAUCAAAUUAUCUAAGACGAUAAUCUCUCACUUCAUUAUUCAGUCCGACAUGGUGUUCGUGUUAGCUGAUUUCUGUUUUAUUAUGACAUAUCCAUCCCGUCCAAGAAACAUGGCAAAUGGUAAAUGGUCUGCACUUGUAUAGCAUCUUUCUAGUCUUCCGACUCCUCAAAGCGCUUCACACUACAUCUCUUUCACUCCAUUCACACACAUUCAUACGCUGAUGGCAGGUGCCAACUGCUCAUCAGCACAAAGAAAGUUACUCAUUCACACACACUCAGUAUUUUGACCAAGGACACCUCGACAUGUGGGCUGGGGGAAGCCGGGAUCGAACCUCCGAUCUUCCGAUUCGGGGACAACCCGUUCUACCUCUAAGAUUUAAAAUAAUAGUUCCACAUUUUGGGAAAUACGCUUCUUCUCUUUCUCUCUAAGAGUUAUAUGCUCAGAUUUAUCCACUCUCGUGCCUGUCAGGGCACUUGUUCUGCUGGAGCUAUUUGAGGGGGAUGUCCAUGUUAAUGAUAUCAUAAUGUGAUAACUGUUAGCAUGCUAGAAAUGUUUGCAUGUUAACAUGCUACCAUUAAUGUAACAUAUAACCGUAGCAUUAGCAUAGUAACUCUAGUCAGCAUGAAACACCGAGCAUGUUAACAUGCUUACAGUUAUCACUUUAGCAUACUAAAGAUAAUGCUAUGUUAUCAUUAAGUUCUAUACAGUCACAUUGAGCUGUUAGCAUGUUAGCAUAGCACAUUUAGCAUGUUAAGAUAGCAUGUUAACAUUCAAAUGAAUGUUCAUAGCGUAACAUGUUGGGAGAAACUGUGUUCUUGUACAUUUUUGGUGCGUCCGGAGUUUUAGUACAUUUGUGACUUCUCACUACUUCCUCCUCAAACUGAACAUUUGUAUAAACUGUAAAUACUCCAGCAGAGUUUUAUAAAGUUUGAAAAGAGACCAGACUUCUCUCUGUACAGUCAGUGGAAACUUGUAUACCAGCAUCCUACAGCUUGUAUUUAUUUACCUGCAUCUUCAAGUCUGAAUUAUUUUAUACAACUGCAUUUGUUGAGGAUAUUUCUGGAGUUAAAACUAACUGUAAACAUGUAUUACUUCCAUCUGUUGAUUUAACGGGCCAAAACAUUUUUCUAUGGGACUAAAUGUGUGUUUGUCCAAUCGAAAGCACUUUAAUCUGUCACCGUGGUCGUGGAGGACAAAGACAAGAGUUUAUUUAUGAAUGACUUCCUUUAAAAGGAUGGUGGCAGGUUUUAUGAUGAAGCACCAAGACACCGAACCUUCCUUCCAAAGAAACAACAAUGAGAUGCUUGAAAAUGUGUAUCUCUUGUUUAAUUCCAAGACCAAAAACAGCGGUUUGGUUUCUGAGGAUUGAGAAUGUAAUCUGAACUAAACAUUGGAAACCUCAUAAAGCAAGAGAUUAUGGCAGCAGAGCUGUAACUAACAAAUAGUUGCAGAUUAAUUUUCUGUCAGUCAACUAAUUGAUUAAUCGGCUAAUCGUACGGCUCUAUGAACUAUUUAAUGAGUAGAAACAAACUGAAACCAAGAGAAAACUAAAACUGUAGGUAUGAUCAGGUCCUAGGUUCAUCCCUACUGGCUUGUUCUGGAGCUUUCGACCAUAUCACAUAGCAGUUAGCUCAGUUGGCAUGAACUUCAGUAUUAGGCAGAUUUAUGGGAACUUGUUGUUGAUGUGAACUGUGAUUAUCACUUUGCUGACUUUAUCUGAACCACCGCUCUGCUGUAGGUAAAGAAAAUGGCCUUCAGAGUUCUCAGUGUGAAGGAGCUGAUGAGGUUCAGUGUUGUGAUGAGAUCUCCACUAAAAUGUGCGAUUAGACUGAAAACGUGUGGGACAAAGAUGCAAUGUGUUGUUAAACUGUGUGUCAAGAUAUUCUUUAAAGCAACUACAUGGAGUAAUGUAGAGACAGAGAUGCAUCUGUAUUUAUAUCAUAGCACUUAAUGUUGGAAAAGGGAAUUUAUUUUUAUCCAAAGUAUAAUGUUGAUAUGCAAUAUGGUCUGUUAGUAGAGAUCAGUGCUGGUGUGAGUGAACUGUGUCCUCUGGAUUUCUACUUCUGCGUUAAGGGUUUACGUCGUACAUACGGCGGAUACGUGCGUAUACGUUACGUUGUACACUACAACGUAUGCUACGACGUAGCCUCAAAAGUGUAACUACACAUCAGGCGACAGCGUCGAUGGAGAUACCAUGUGAGGACUGCGAGAGCUGUGAUUGGCUGCUUGUGUUUUCCCCGACAUGUUUCUGAUGCCGGUGGAGUUUGUUGAGAGUACUACCCAUAUCUACGGUGGGACUCCCGUUAACUCUUUGUAUCGACCAUAAAUCCAGUUUAAAUUCUGAACAUAAUCCAGCAAGCGAUGACAUUUUUACGUAAUAUGAAAAACAAUUUAGUACGUAAAAAACGUACCGUCCAGUAGACGGGGUUGAGUAUGGCGAGCAGAGAGUUCAGCCACAGCUGGAAACGUGCGAGAGGUGAAAUGAUUUGUGUAUUCCGGACAUCUGUGGUAAAAUGUGUCGCUGUGUCUCACUAAGAAACAAACAUUUCUAAAAGUUUCACUGAGGUAAAAUUUUCUGUUAGUUUUCUGAACUGUUGAAUGCUGACUUCCAGUGCACGUCAGUGUUGGUGUUUUGACCGUAUUCAUGCUCGACAGUUCUAUGUGGAUUCAUGCCGUGAUGAUUAAAAAAUGUCCCGUUGUUGUGCAGUUCUGGUUCGCUUGACAAAUUUCUACACAGACAAGUUUAAAAUAAAUAUUUUUGCUAUUAA
Messenger RNA from Siniperca chuatsi (mandarin fish), 6386 nucleotides. RefSeq names its product protein FAM13C-like. Bases 1795 to 3357 code for a protein of 520 amino acids. The transcript is spliced from 12 exons. Lineage: Eukaryota; Metazoa; Chordata; Actinopteri; Centrarchiformes; Sinipercidae. The record is from RefSeq and is a predicted model, not a curated record.